Molecule: messenger RNA, 3246 nt
Organism: Mauremys mutica (yellowpond turtle)
Lineage: Eukaryota; Metazoa; Chordata; Testudines; Geoemydidae
Gene: TXNIP
Product: thioredoxin interacting protein
Exons: 8
Coding region: 338-1513 (391 amino acids)
Biological process (GO): protein transport
Cellular component (GO): cytoplasm
Molecular function (GO): ubiquitin protein ligase binding
Source: RefSeq, a predicted model, not a curated record
CUUUGCAGGCUGGAGCAGAGUGGGGUUCUCUGGUGCUGCUGAACUAAAGGAAGCUGUUGCCUACCAGGAGGAUCCCGUCCUGCUAUUGUUCCCCCUCCCAGGAUUCCAUCAUUUAAAAAAGGGGCUGAACUUAAAGAAAAUUGCCAUAAAUAGUCAUUUUGUAACCCAAAAAGGGGUGAAUUGAUUUGCAAAAACUCUCUGAAGUUUUGCAACUAGAGCUUUUUUUUAAAAAGUCAUAGUUGCUUAAAACCUCUAGAUCGUGACUCAAAACCACUCCGGUUCCAAAAAAAAAUUUCUUUUUGGGGGGAGGAGAGAGAAAUCUUUGCAACCAGUCGCCAUGGUGGUGUUCAAGAAGAUCAAGACCUUCGAGAUCGUCUUCAGCGAGCCUGACAAAGUCUUCUGCAGUGGAGAGAAGGUAGCCGGCCGUGUGCUGGUGGAAGUGACCGAAGUCACCCGGGUCAGCUCCGUUAAAGUGCUGGCUUGUGGGGAGGCCAAGGUGGUCUGGAUCAAGGGACCCCAACAAUGCAAGCAGGAGAUGGAGUACCUGCGCUAUGAAGAUGUCCUCACCCUGGAUGACCAUCCCACUGAUGAGGAUGGUUCUGUGAUCUUGAGACCUGGCAACAAAUACGAAUACAAAUUCGGAUUUGAGCUUCCCCAGGGGCCUCUGGGGACCUCGUUCAAAGGGAAGUACGGCUGUGUGGAUUACUGGGUUAAGGCUUUCUUGGAUCGCCCAUCCUGUCACACUCAGGAGAUAAAGCAGCAUUUUGAGGUCAUGGAUCCUGUUGAUGUCAACACUCCAGACUUAAUGUCGCCAGUCGCUGCCAAGAAAGACAAGAAGGUGUCCUGCAUGUUCAUUCCUGAUGGGCAUGUGUCUGUCAGUGCCAGGAUUGACCGAAAAGGAUUCUGUGAAGGUGAUGAUAUCUGCAUAAAUGCGGACUUUGAGAACAUCUGCUCCCGGAUCGUGGUACCCAAAGCAGCCAUUGUUUCCAAGCAUACCUACUUGGCAAACGGGCAGACCAAGGUUUUGACCCAGAAACUUUCCUGCGUCCGAGGCAACCCCAUCAUCUCGGGCAUGUCUGAGAGCUGGCGGGGUAAAACUCUCCGGGUCAAGAAGAUCAAACCAUCCAUCCUGGGCUGCAAUAUCCUGCGGGUGGAGUACUUCUUGCAGAUCUACGCCAGCGUCCCUGGCUCCAAGAAGAUCCUUCUGGAGCUGCCUCUCGUCAUCGGUAGCAGAUCUGGGUUUGCCAGCCGCAGCUCCAGCAUGGCUAGCCAGGCUAGCUCUGAAAUGAGCUGGGUGGACCUCAAUCUCCCUGAUGCUCCAGAAGCACCUCCAUGCUACCUGGACAUCGUAUCUGAAGAUCACCGUCUGGAGAGCCCCACCACUCCCCUUCUGGAUGAUCUCGACAGUUCCUUCGACAGCCCUAUCUUCAUGUAUGCCCCAGAGUUCAAGUUCAUGCCUCCUCCCACUUACACAGAGGUGGAUCCCUGCAAUGCUAACAACAAUGUGCAGUGAGUGCCAAGAAGCAGCUGUUCCUCUGUUUCUUCUACUUUCCUGGACUCACUUUAUAUCUGCAGUGAUUGUACCUAGCCAAAGUUCAGAACGGGGUUUCAAAGCCCUGAUGCGGGAAGAAAAUGGUCCCAAGGAAGCGUGUGGUAGGGCAGCUUCUGCCAGGCUGAAAAAUGCCAGCCAGCAUGGAAGAAGGCAGAUGCAAAGGUCUUUCUUCCAAGAUGUGCUGUGUGCACAGACUUGAUGUGAUGAGCGAAAUGCCAUGUUGGUCAGAGGCUAUCGGGCCUGGCCUGCAUUCCAGAACCCUUAAGAAUCUCCCUGGAAAAUAAAUAGUUGCUUGUGUGGAAACUGUAAUGGGAGUGCAUGGGGUGGAAGAGGUGUGUGCUCUGUGGAGAGCACUUAAGAGUUAAUUUGUUAGGGAGAGGCACGAAGCCAGCAGAUUCUGACUUAAAAAAAGGCUUCUAUGCCAGAAAAACUACCAUCACCGUGCCUUGAAUCUGUUACUAUGCUGUACUGAUGAUCAGUCGUGUUUGAACACAUGAUCUAUUUCUCAGUGUUUUUGUUUUUUAAUGUCUGAAGAUUUCAAUGAAACCUGCUAUUUUAGGAUUGUAAACUUGUUGCUCUGUAAGGAUUGUUACUUGUGCUUGAGCUAGCACUGUAAAUCUCAAAGCUUUUUACAAUCCUCCUGUUGAGGAUUUUGGGUGCUGGUGGAAACACUUCUGUGCCUUGGCAAUAGGCAGAAGUGAAGAGAUCAAAUAGCAAUCGUUGAGGGGAAGAACUUAAGGUUUUAAUAUGCAAAGAAUAUUUAUGCAUGUGUUUUUUUUUGUUCUAACAAGCAAAUGAAACGUUAUCCAGUCCAAAUGUCUCCAAAGCCAAGAUUUUAUACAGUCAGUUCAGAGCAGUGUCCUAUGACUUGUUUUUAUUGCUUUGGUAGCAUUUAUUGUUCGACUUUUGAGUUUUCUGAAUCUGCCAAACAAGUGUAAGCUAAACUCCAUGAGCCUGUUGAGAAGAAUCACUAUCUCCGUCCUCUUUUGUUUUGAAUUUUUAUCGUCCUUUGUGCAGAUAAACCAAUGCACCCCCCAAAAAACCCCCAACCAUCACUACUACUUGGUUCAAUUGGCCUCAGCAGGUGCACAGAGGAGUCUGGCUGGGAUUGUGCUUCAAGGACCAGCCAAGAAAUAAACUUCUCUGUGCCCAGGCAAACCCUGAGAAUUUUCUCAUGCUUUCCCCUGCCUGCGGGUCCCAAACCCACUCUCUGGCACCAAUUGAAGAAGCUUCGAUCAAACUAUCUUGUGCAAUGUCCAGAGACCAGGGGAAAAGGCGCAUGGCCUAAAGCGACGCUGUCCCAACUUAGUCAAGUUAAACCCAAAAAAAUGACUGGAAGGUUUUCUGGUUGCGGGGGGUGGGGGCAAGGCGAGAGAAGAACUAGUAUCUUAACUCUCCCCCUCCGACUGGGUCUGUCUUCUCCUUACACAGAAAAAAGCACUUUUUCCCCCCCACUCUUGUGUAUUCAUUAACCCAGCACUGCAUGUCCUAAGUGUUUGUUCAUCUGUAUUUGGCAGAGCCAACCUUGCUGAGCCUUAGCAGCUGCCUCUGCCUGUCAUGACACGAAUCGGGUGUACUGAAUUUUUCUACUGUGGUUUUUUUGUAUUUGUUUUUGCAAAGUUUUUUAUAUUUGUACAAUUUAAGAUGUUAUAUCCACCCCCGGGGGGUGACAUUUUUAAUAAAGACAAUUGAAA